This is a messenger RNA of Nakaseomyces glabratus, 2352 nucleotides long. RefSeq names its product dynamin-like GTPase SEY1 (gene SEY1). NCBI's taxonomy places the organism in Eukaryota, Fungi, Ascomycota, Saccharomycetes, Saccharomycetales, Saccharomycetaceae. Gene Ontology annotation, biological process: endoplasmic reticulum membrane fusion. Gene Ontology annotation, cellular component: endoplasmic reticulum. The record is from RefSeq and is a predicted model, not a curated record. Gene Ontology annotation, molecular function: GTPase activity; GTP binding.
AUGACGUCUCAAGCAAUUCAGUUGAUAGACGUUAACAAAGAAUACAAUAAGGAGAGUCUUGAGUAUUUCAAGCAAUGUGUUGGCACUAGGGAUGUUGGGUUUAACUACCAUGUAAUUUCAGUGUUUGGAUCUCAAUCGAGUGGUAAGUCGACUCUGUUAAAUAUACUUUUCAAUACUCAGUUUGACACUAUGGAUGCGCAGGUUAAGAGACAGCAGACCACUAAGGGUAUUUGGCUUGCACAUACGCAGAAUGUCAAUAACCACAAGUCCACCACUGAUACUGAUUCUGACUAUUUCAUAUUGGAUGUGGAAGGUUCUGAUGGUGCCGAAAGAGGUGAGGAUCAGGAUUUUGAAAGGAAAGCGGCGCUAUUCGCCAUCUCUGUAUCUGAAGUUCUGAUUGUAAAUAUGUGGGAACAGCAAAUUGGUCUAUACCAAGGCAAUAACAUGGGUCUCCUGAAGACUGUUUUUGAGGUCAACCUAUCGUUAUUUGGCAAGCGUGGUAAUGACCACAAAGUUUUACUAUUGUUUGUCAUAAGAGACCAUGUUGGUGUCACACCAUUGAAGAGCUUACAAGAAUCUUUGAUCACUGAACUAGAACAAAUUUGGAGUGAACUGAAUAAACCUACUGGAUGUGAGGAAACUACGUUAUACGAUUUCUUUGAUCUGGAGUUUAAAGGUUUGGGCCAUAAGUUGCUACAGGAAGAGCAAUUUUAUGAUGACGUCAAGUCUUUAGGUGAUUCUUUUAUUGAUUCCGAAUCUAAUGAGUAUCUCUUGAAACCAAAUUACCACCACAAGUUACCUAUUGAUGGUUGGAACAUGUAUGCCGAACAGUGCUGGGAGCAAAUAGAAAAUAACAGGGAUUUGGAUUUACCAACACAACAAAUACUGGUAGCCAGAUUUAAAACUGAAGAUAUUGCAAAUGAGGCAUAUGCUAAGUUUACAGAGGAAUAUGAAACAGAGACUGAGAAACGCAUCAAUGAUAAAACUGAGCUAGUUUCGUAUUUGAAGAAAAUAAAGGAUGAGUGCUUGGGAGAAUAUGAUGAGCAUGCUUCAAGAUAUGCGAAAGCUGUUUACGAAGAGAAGAGAAUCGAGCUUGUUGAUAAAGUGAACGAAAGGCUUUUCACAACUGCAUCGAAAUACUUGGAUAUGCUAACUGCAGUAUUGCUCACUAAAUUGGAGAAUGGUAUGAAAGAAAAAGAAAACAUAAAGCUUCCAUUUGAAGACAGGUAUUUAAAGCUAUUCAAAGACAUUGAGGCUGAGUUUGAUGCGGCUAUAACUGAAUUUUUUUCAAAGGAUCUUUUAACUAAAAUUAAAGACUUUGAAUUAAAAUUUGCCGCAGAUGUUCACGAAAAGAAAUUGCAGUUAAGAGAGUCAGAACUGAACGCACUUCUUUCGAAAAUAAAGAAGCAACUUACUUUAAGGAUAAAGGAUGAAGAAAUUGAAUUAUUAUCGAAACCUACUCCUGAUCUGUGGGACAAAGUUACUGACACUUUUGAAAAUAUUAUGAAGAAGACCUUAUCUAGGUUUGCUACUGGUGAAGGAGAAUAUGAGUUCAAAAUGGGUUUGUCAGAAGAUGAAAACAAGAAGCAAUACCAUGCUAUAAGAGCAUUUGCAUGGACGUUGCUAGAAACUGUUGUACAUGAUUAUUUGAAGGAAGAUACUAUUGUUAGUCUUCUCAGAGAUAGAUUUGAAUCCAAGUUCAGAUAUGAUUCUAAUGAUGUUCCUAGGUUAUGGAAGAACGAAGAUGAGAUUGAUCAAUCCUUCAGAGUAGCCAAAGAGCAUGCAUUAGAGAUACUAGAUAUCUUAACUCUUGCUGUUAAGACUGAUGGUACUGAAGUUAUCCCUGAUGCAUUUGAAGAUGAGCCAAACGAAGGUUUGAUUUAUGAUGACAGCCACGAUGUUUAUCACAGUAAUCGAUUUGCUCAUAUUCUUAAUGAAACGCAAAAGGAAAAGGUACAACAACAGUUUAGAAGACAAAUAAACGUUACUGUAUUAGAUUGCAAGAGAUCAAUUGUAACUUCUUCUACUCAUAUUCCUAUAUGGAUUUAUGCUGUUAUAGUAGUGUUGGGAUGGAAUGAAUUCAUGAUUGUCAUUAGGAAUCCAUUAUUUGUCACUCUUGCCUUGCUGUCCAUAGUGUCAUUUUAUUUCAUUCAAAAAUUUGGUUUGUGGGGUCCAGUAAUGAAUGUGGUUAACACUGCAUUAGGAGAGAGCAGAACCACUAUUAAGGAAAAACUAAGACAAUUUGUUCUUGAAGAGCAUGAAUUGAAGAAAACCGCGAAAGUUGAGGAGGAGAUAGAAUUACAAGAUUUGAGUAAAAACAGUUCUAGUUCAGGGAACGAGGACUCUGACUAA